GCGGCGCGAAAGGCAGCGAGGAGGGUGGCUCCGAGCUCGGUGCUCACCGCGACUUCCCGUGCAGGGCCCGGCAGGACAAGGACCCGCGGCCUCGGCGGCGCUGGAGGAUGCGGCCGCGGCCCCGGGCAGCAGCAGCGGGAACCCCGGUGCCCUGCAGGUCAGCAGUUGAGUAGCUGGGGCCCUGGAGGGCUUGAAGCCUUCACAGUGAUGGCGGAGAAGCGGCCACUGGGGACCCUGGGGCCUGUGAUGUAUGGCAAGCUGCCCCGCCUAGAGGCAGACUCUGGGCCCGGGCACAGCCUGCCCCCCUCUGCUGGUAACCAGGACCCCUGCAGUUACAAAGGUGCCUACUUCUCCUGCCCCAUGGGGGGUCCUCCGAAGACAGGGUCUGAGCGGUUGGCAUCCUGGACCCCAUACCCACCCUUGUACCCCACCAGCAUGGCAGGACCCCCACUUCGGGCAGACAACCUUCUGACCAGCUGCCUGCUCUACCGCCCACCCACAGAAAGCUCCGAGAAAGUACAGGACUCUGGCCCAGUUGAGCUCCUACCCUUCGGUCCUCAGGCUCACUCCUACCCAGGCCCACCACUGGCGGCACCCAAACCUGUCUACCGCAACCCUCUGUGUUACGGGCUCUCAACCUGCCUGGGGGAAGGGGCAGCAAAGAGGCCCCUGGAUGUUGAUUGGACGCUGGUGACUGGAUCCCUGUUACCCCCCGCCGACCCAUCUUGUUCUCUGACCCCAGCUCCUGGCAAGGGCCAGUCCCUGGAUGGUACCUUCUUGCGUGGGGUGCCAGCUGGGACAUCUGGCAAAGACUCCUCGGUGAGCUUCUCCCCGUGCCAGGCAUUCUUGGAGAAGUAUCGGACCAUCCACAGCACAGGCUUCCUGGCCUCCAAGUAUGCAGGUCCUUACUCUGGGGACCCCAAGCAGGCGUUGUCCGAGGGACCCCCCAGUCCUUGGACGCAGCUGGCCCAACCUCUGGGACCAGCCUGCCAGGAUGCAGUGCCCACCCACCAUCCUCUGCCCCACGCCGCACAGGCCCUCCCUUGCCCUCCAGCCUGUCGCCACCCAGAGAAGCAGGGCAGCUAUGGCUCAAUGCUUCCACCACAGCCGCUGGGAGCCCACAAGGGGGCCGGGUACCCAGCUGGCGGGCUAAGCAGCCCCUACCUGAGGCAGCAGGCAGCCCAGGCACCCUGUGUGCCCCCAGGGGGGCUGGAUGCUUAUUCCUACCCCUCUGCCCCCCUCCCAGCACCCUCGCCAGGCCUCAAGCUGGAGCCACCUCUUGCCUCACGCUGCCCAGUGGACUUUGCCCCCCAGACGCUGGGCUUUCCUUACGCCCGGGAUGACCUCUCUCUCUAUGGAGCAUCCCCAGGGCUCGGAGGGACACCACCUUCCCAGAACAGUGUGCAGGCUGUGCCACAGCCCGGUGCCUUCCAGCGGGCAUGCCAGCCUCUGCCUGCCAGCCAGCCAUGCUUAGAGCCUGCAAGGCCUGCAGAGAAGCCAGUGCAGGAAGCUGAGGAGAAGAUGUGGCUGCCCAGCUGCAGGAGAGAGCAGCUCCAGCCCCACCUCGAUGAGCACCCUGGGGCACCCAUCAUCAUUGGAGAUAGUCCAGUUCCACGCACCCCACCGGCACUCCCGCCCUGUGCCCAGGAGCGCCAGUCUCUUCCGCAGAACGAGGGCACACUGCCACCCAGCUCCCCACCCAUGCCCAUUAUCGACAACGUCUUCAGCCUGGCCCCCUACCGUGACUACCUGGACGUGCAGGCACCUGAGGCCACAGCUGAGCCAGACCCGGCCCCAGCCCCCAGUGAGAGCCAUGACAAAGACUGCAGGGGAUCUCUGCCUGGCCGGGAAGCCCCCGCGAGUGUGCACGCCUCACUUAAGGAGGAGGUGGCACUGGACUUGAGUGUGAAGAAGACCACGGCAGAGGCCCCCCCUGCCAAGGUCCCUCAUCCCGCAGGGCAUGCCAAGCCCACCGCAGCUGUGGAUGUGCCAGGUGUGGGAAACACAGUCUCCGACAUGCCAGGUGUGGGGGACACAGUCUCAGAUCGGCAAGUCCUGAAAAAGGUAGUCACAGAGGCACCAGACCUGCCUGGGGUGCCAGUGACCACAGAGGCGACCCCAAGGACCAACUUCCACAGCUCUGUAGCCUUCAUGUUCCGAAAAUUCAAGAUCCUCCGGCCAGCACCCUUGCCUGCAACUGUGGUUCCAGCCGUGGUCCCAGCUGUGCCCACCUCAGCCCCUGCUCAGCCUGCACCCACCCCCACACCUGUGCCCGCUGGACUACAGAUUCUCACCCAGCCCUUGCCCGUGGCCUGCUUCAACCUGGCGCUGCCCAGCCCUCCAGCCGUAGCCAUGACCUCCCCUGCCUCGGCCCCUGCUCCGGCUCCAUCGCCUGCACCAGCUCCGGCUCCGGCUCCGGCUCCGGCUCCAGUUGUAGGCCCCGCUCCAGCGUCUACUCCCGCCACAGCAGACUCCCCAGAGCAACACUUUGCAGGACUGCAUGCCUCCCUGUGUGACGCCAUCUCAGGCUCAGUGGCCCACUCCCCGCCGGAAAAGCUGCGCGAGUGGCUUGAGACGUCUGGGCCUUGGGGCCGGGCGGCGUGGCAGGACUGCCAGGGUGUGCAGGGGCUGCUGAGCAAGCUGCUGUCCCAGCUGCAGAGCUUUGUGUGCACGCAGCAGUGCCCCUUCCCCCACGUGGUGCGGGCCGGGGCCAUCUUCGUGCCCAUCCACCUGGUGAAGGAGCGGCUCUUCCCGCGGCUGCCACCCGCUUCCGUGGACCACGUGCUGCAGGAGCAUCGCGUGGAGCUGCGGCCCACCACGCUGUCGGAGGAGCGGGCCCUGCGGGAGCGUGCCCUGCACGGCUGCACGUCGCGCAUGCUGAAGCUGCUGGCGCUGCGCCAGCUGCCCGACAUCUACCCUGACCUGCUGGGCCUUCAGUGGCGAGACUGUGUACGCCGCCAGCUGGGUGACUUUGACACUGAGGCUGGAUCUGUGCCCUCCUCAGAGCCCACCGUGGCCAGAGAGGAGCCAGAGAGCCUAGACCUGGCUUGGAAGUUGUCUGCCCCCAAAGCCAAAAAGCCGGGGAGGAAGCCACCAACCCCUGGCCUGGAGAAAGCAGAGGCAACUGCUGGAGGAGGGUCCCGAGGUGCCUCACCCACCCCUGCUGCUGGUGCCAGCUUGCCCGGCCCCACGAUGAGGGCGCGCUUCCGCAGCCUGCUCGAAUCCGCCUGGCUCAAUGGCCUGGCUCUGCCCACUUGGGGCCACAAGGCCUCAGGACCCGACCGGACCGCGCCCCGCCCGCAGCUAUUGGGGAGCCAGAGUCAUCAGCUGUAGCCUUGGUCGCCUCUGCUGUUUGGAGAUCUGGGGAUUGCUCUCUGUGCCCCGCUUCUGCCGGUCCAGCUGCUGAGGCCCAGGAGCGGACAUGGCCUUGGGGUUUCUCCAGCUCUUACCCUGCCCCCGCCCCCCACCCCAGGCUGGGCUGAGAGCCCCUGAACUUUUAACUUGAGGGCCUUUAUCAGAAAGGACUACUUCCUAUUUCUUCCUUAGAGAAAACGUGUGGGCUUUGGAGCCCGACAGACUUGGGCUUGAAUCCUGGCUCCUGUUCCUUGCUGUGUAAACGGGCAGGCCACUUCCUCUCUUGCGCCCUCAGUUCCCCGUUUGUAAAAUAGGACAACACAGCCUACCUCACAGGGUUGUUGUGGGGUGAUGCCUGACACACACCCAUCAUGGUUUGCUGUCUGCUUCCUGCCCAGGACAGGAGCCUAGAUCUCAGCCAGAGCCUGGAAUAGGAGGCUGAGGCCCACAGAACCUUCCUCUAGAAAGUCUUGAUGUGUCAUAGGACUUGGUCAUCUUAGAGUGGUAUGUUGUCCAGUGUAUAUGGCUCACACACUUUCUAGAGUCAUUUCCCAGGAAAGCCUAGGGCUACAUACAGCCCCAGCAUUUGGGGUUGGGCCCUAACCCCCGAGUCUGGAGCUCCUUGAGGGGAGCCUUCCCCUCCCAUCCCCUGCUACAGGGGGUGCAGGGAUACAGCCUGGGGCUGGCAUCCUUGUCCUGGGCCUGCUGCUUUCACCCCUGAGAGGCCCCGGCCUGUGCUGAAUUGACACCAGUGACUUCCCUGAGGUGCCGCCCCAACCUGGUGCAUUUUCCCAGGAAAGUUGUGUGUUUGCCGGAAGCCAAGCAGCUGCAGGGACUCAGGGACUAAAAAAGGGACAGGCUGAGUGACAGCUCAGUCCUGGGAGGUCUCCGAAGAUGUCGACUAAGGACCUUGGCCCUCCCCAAGCCAGGGCCGCAUCAGCCAGGCCUGCUGUGGGUUACCUUCUUGCAGAGUGCUGAACUGAGCCAGAAGCUGGCAAGCCAGGCCCUUGGCCUAGUUAAGGUCUGUAAUAAGGCUGUGGGCCCUGGAGGCAGGCCAUUAAACAUAAAAGCAUUUGGGUUGUGUUUGGA
This is a messenger RNA of Delphinapterus leucas (beluga whale), 4443 nucleotides long. It is a transcript of the gene PRMT2IP, whose product is annotated as PRMT2 interacting protein. The record is from RefSeq and is a predicted model, not a curated record. NCBI's taxonomy places the organism in Eukaryota, Metazoa, Chordata, Mammalia, Artiodactyla, Monodontidae.